AUGGGAUCAGUAUCAGCAAUCAAGCUGCGAAGUCAGCCUCUCAAGAACUCGGGAUCAAUCGACCACCUCGACUAUGUCGAUUGUUCACCAAUUAUUGGGCGAGAAUAUCCCACGGCCAAGCUAAAGGAUAUGCUAAAUGCACCGAAUUUCGAAGACCAAAUCCGGGAUCUCGCCAUCACCAUCUGUGAACGUGGCGUCGUGUUCUUCAGAGCGCCCCAGGAUGAUCUGACCAUCGAUGACCAGAAGAAGAUCACCGAAUUGUUGGGUAGCUUGACCACUCGACCUAAAGAUCAUACCCUGGCUAUUCACCCGCUGUUCAAUGCCCCGGAUAACAUCCCCAUGGCGGAUGGGACGACGGAUAAAAACAUCUAUGUUAUCAACUCAGAAGCGAUGAAGAAGUUAUACAAGACGAUGAAGAACCGUCCAGACGCGAGCUCCGAGCCCAGAGAUCUCGGCAGAGAAUGGCACUCAGAUGCUCUCUUCGAAGAAUGCCCCGCCGAUUUCAGUUUCCUUCGAAUGCAAGAUACGCCGCCAGCGGGGGGCGACACGCUCUGGGUCUCAGGCUACGAAAUCUACGACCGCAUGUCCGCUCCCAUGAAACGCUUUAUGGAAUCCCUCACCGCCGAAUGCGCGCAACCCGUUUUCCGCUCCGCCGUCGAAGCAGGCGGCUAUGAACUCGUCUCCCCGCGCGGAUCGCCCUUGAACUCCGGGGAUAAAUUCGCACCGCACCACCCAGUAGUCCGCACGCACCCGGUCACCGGCUGGAAAUCGCUGUUCGCGGGCGUGGGCCUCCACGUGUCGCGCAUCGACGACGUCUACGGGUAUGAGGACCAGAUGAUCCGCGACUAUGUCAUGAGACUCAUCACGCGGAAUCACGAUUGCAUUGCCCGCAUGCACUGGACGAAGCAGGCGUGUGCGAUAUGGAGCAAUGCUUGUACUUUGCAUGCUGCUACGCCCGACACGCACCUCGUGGACGGAAUCAGAGUAGGUGUGCGCGCCUCCGGCGUCGGCGAGAAGCCGUAUUUAGACCCUGCUUCGACCGGAAGGAGGGAGGCGCUUGGUUUGCCUAGGUUUUAA
Exophiala aquamarina CBS 119918 is the source of this 1077-nucleotide messenger RNA. RefSeq lists its product as uncharacterized. Lineage: Eukaryota; Fungi; Ascomycota; Eurotiomycetes; Chaetothyriales; Herpotrichiellaceae. Gene Ontology annotation, molecular function: 2-oxoglutarate-dependent dioxygenase activity. Gene Ontology annotation, cellular component: cytoplasm. Bases 1 to 1077 code for a protein of 358 amino acids. The record is from RefSeq and is a predicted model, not a curated record. The transcript has 5 exons.